Molecule: messenger RNA, 1178 nt
Organism: Oncorhynchus gorbuscha (pink salmon)
Lineage: Eukaryota; Metazoa; Chordata; Actinopteri; Salmoniformes; Salmonidae
Product: complex I assembly factor ACAD9, mitochondrial-like
Exons: 8
Molecular function (GO): flavin adenine dinucleotide binding; acyl-CoA dehydrogenase activity
Source: RefSeq, a predicted model, not a curated record
CGGUAUACUUGGCGCGUCCAUACCCUAACUCCUAACCCUGACCUUAACUCCUAACCGUAUCCUAACCGAAGCCAUAACCCUUACCUAACCUUAACCAUUACCGUAACCGUUUAAAAUGUCUACUUCAACGGGUGACGUCAGUGUGGGGACGUCCCAUGGAUCCCAGAUAGCUUCGACCAUAUUUCAACCUGCUUGUAACCCAUUUUCGGAAGCAGCAGAAGUCUGGUUGAGGUGAAAAUUUGACAGGACAAUGAAUAUCAAUAGACUUAUAGCUUUAUCCAAAUCUGUUCAAUUUGGAAAGAUUUUAACAUCUAACGCAAGACAUGCGACGAAAGAAGUCACCUUACCUCACCGGACCAUUAGAACUCAUGCUAGGAAUCUGGCCUACGCCAAGGACCUGUUCCUUGGCAAAGUAAACAAAGCAGAGUGCUUCCCCUAUCCAGAGAUUGGAAAUGAAGAGCUGGAGGAGAUCAACUCGUUUGUUGCUCCGGUAGAGAAAUUCUUCACUGAAGAGGUGGACUCCAAGCGUAUCGACCAUGAAGCUAAGAUUCCUCCAGAGACUCUGAACGGACUGAAGGAGCUGGGACUGUUCGGUAUCCAGGUGCCUGAGGAGUAUGGUGGCCUGGGUCUGUCCAACACCAUGUAUGCCCGACUAGGAGAGAUCAUCUCUCUGGAUGGAUCCAUAGCAGUUACACUGGCUGCCCACCAAGCCAUCGGACUCAAGGGGAUCCUGAUAGCCGGUAGUGAGGAGCAGAAGGCUAAAUAUCUCCCCAAGCUGGCUUCAGGAGAACAUGUAGCAGCCUUCUGUCUCACUGAGCCUGGCAGUGGGAGUGAUGCUGCGUCCAUUCAGACCAAAGCCACCCUAUCAGAAGACAGGAAAACAUACCUGCUCAAUGGGUCAAAGAUCUGGAUCUCAAACGGGGGGUUUGCAGACCUGAUGACGGUGUUUGCUCGUACGGAGGUGGUAGGAGAGGAUGGAGUGAAGAAAGAUAAGAUCACUGCCUUCAUCGUAGAGCGAGCCUUCGGAGGGAUCACCAGCGGAAAACCAGAAGAUAAACUAGGCAUUAGGGGGUCGAACACAUGUGAAGUGUCAUUCGACAACUGUCCAGUCCCUGUGGAGAAUGUAAUAGGAGAAGUAGGAGGAGGCUUCAAGGUGAUGUCACUUCCCUUUCCCCUCU